Messenger RNA from Lactuca sativa (garden lettuce), 1748 nucleotides. RefSeq names its product serine carboxypeptidase 1. Gene Ontology annotation, molecular function: serine-type carboxypeptidase activity. Gene Ontology annotation, biological process: proteolysis. NCBI's taxonomy places the organism in Eukaryota, Viridiplantae, Streptophyta, Magnoliopsida, Asterales, Asteraceae. Gene Ontology annotation, cellular component: vacuole. The record is from RefSeq and is a predicted model, not a curated record.
CAUACACACCCAGUCAUAAAAUGGUAAAAUGGCCCAAAUUUGUCAUUUUUUGAUAGUUUUUUCAAUAUAUUUUCUGUUUUUUUCAGUGGCAAAGAAGCAUAACCAGAUCACCAAACUCAACAAAUUGACCGAGUCAAGAAGAUCAGAGAAUCCGCCAGCUGGGGAAACAUGGACAGAACAAGAUACAUCAAACUUAUCUCCAAUACUUUCUGUUGAACCUCAACAAGGAUCAAAGGAAGCAGACAGGGUUGAUAGGCUUCCAGGUCAACCACAAGUGGACUUUGAUCAUUUUGCAGGCUAUAUAACAGUCGAUUUAAAGGCUGGAAGGGCAUUGUUCUAUUACUUUGUUGAAUCACCUCACAAUUCAUCAUCCAAACCUCUCCUCCUCUGGCUAAAUGGAGGACCUGGAUGCUCGUCGUUUGGAUAUGGAGCCAUGGAAGAACUUGGACCCUUCCGAGUCAACAGUGAUGGGAAAACACUCUACCGCAAUGAUUAUGCAUGGAACAAUGAGGCUAACGUACUAUUUUUGGAGUCGCCAGCUGGAGUGGGGUUCUCGUAUUCAAAUAGAUCGUCUGACUACACAACAGGAGACAAGCAAACAGCUAAAGAUUCAUACACUUUCCUCAUCAACUGGCUUCAAAGAUUCCCCGAAUACAAAACCCGAGAUUUCUUUAUUACAGGUGAAAGCUACGCAGGUCACUACGUACCUCAACUCGCAUCCCUCAUUCUCUCGGAAAACAAGAAAACUAAGGGAACGAUCAUUAAUCUUCAGGGAAUUGCAAUUGGGAAUGCUUUGUUAGAUGACAAUACACAUCUUCAAGGGAUGCUAGACUACUUAUGGACACAUGCCCUAAUGUCCGAUGAGGCAAAUGCAGGAAUUAAAAGGUAUUGUGACGAUGCUGUGAAUUUAAGCAAUAUAUCAGAAAAGUGCUAUCAGUAUGUAGACCAAGGAUUUACUGAGGUUGGUAAAAUUGAUAUUUACAACAUCUAUGCACCACUCUGUGAACGAACCACACAAAAACUUCAAUCUACUGCGUCUGUCAAGAACUUUGAUCCUUGCUCUAGUCGUUAUGUGUCUUCAUAUCUGAAUCGAGCAAAAGUUCAAGAAGCUCUUCAUGCCCGAAAUACCUCAUGGUCACAUUGCAGGUACCUCUUUUCUUAUAAAUACCUCAAAGCCAAUAUAAAAAGGCUGACUGUUUACUUUAUUAUGAGCAGCGAUUAUAAUUGGACAGAUAGCCCAACGACUGUUUUGCCAACUAUCAAUCAGCUAAUUGCAUAUGGUAUUAGACUCUGGAUAUACAGUGGUGACACUGAUGGAAUGAUCCCAGUAACAUCCUCAAGGUACUUCGUGAAUAAGUUAAAGCUUCCAAUAGAGACUGCUUGGAGACCAUGGUACUAUAAUGGAGAGGUGGGAGGAUAUGUGGUAGGCUACAAAGGAGUUAUACUUACCACAGUAAGAGGCGCAGGGCAUGCAGUCCCUAGUUACCAGCCAGAAAGAGUAUUGCUUUUGAUUUCAUCAUUCCUUCAUGGAAAACUUCCGCCAUCUUUGGCUGAAUAACCAUUAAUAUAAGUUAUUUACCGGAUGAAAAAUGACAAGUUAUAAGCAAGUGGUAUCCAAUCAUAUUGGAAAUAUAACAAGUUCAUUUUGAGCAUUGAAUGUUUAUAUACAAUAAUAUAAUAAAUAUGUCUCUUUAAUCAUUUUGUAUGGCUUUAAAAUAAAGUGAAUGGAAAGAAAUUUGUCAAUUCCA